AUGGCCCGCGCACCGAUCGACAAGCUCCCGCCAGAGCUCGUCGCCCGCAUCGUCGACCUCGCCGUCGAGGGUUGGCCGUCGACCGUCCGCCUGCGAGCCGCGACCUUGCGCAACCUCGCCCUCGUCGCACGAGCCUGGGUCGAGCCGGCACAACGCGCACUCGAAGCACGAGUCCACAUCGACUCGUACGGUCGAGCGCGCGCCUUUCUCGUCCGGCGUCGAGCGUCGGCGCGGCCUCUCGUCCUCGACGAGCUGGUCCUGUUUUUCGACUUCGCGCCUCAAGACGACGACUUUUACCCGCUGUCCGACCUCCAAGUCGUCGAGCUGUGUUGCAUGGGCGGCGACGAGGGUGCCCAGAUCCGCUCGCUCCACCUGCGGUCGACGCUCUUCAUGGCGGCGUUCGACCUCAACCUGCUGCGCCUGCCCGCCUUGCGAGCCCUGCGCCACCUCCGUCUCAACCUUCCGCUCGAGGUGCCGGCCGACUUUGCGCCGCUCGCGCUCCGGCUCGAGCGCCUCUCCCUCUCGGCCAUGGUCGACCAGCCCGCCUCGCUCUUCCGGCCCCUCCUCGAGUCGUCGCAAGACACCCUGACGGCCCUCGACCUGUUUGUCAUCAAGAGCGGCUCGCCCCUCCACGAGCGCCUCGUCGCCGCCUUCCCCUCCCUCCCCUCGCGACUGCGCCAAAUCUCGAUCUCGACGCACUGGGUCGCCCUCCCCGACUCGCUCGUCGACCUCGUCGCGUCGUGCAACAACCUGUGCACCCUGUCGCUCGACGGCGUCCCCCUCGAGCAGGUCCUCGACGUCGUCCUCCCUCGCCUCUCGAUCACCUCGCUCGUCGCCCUCGACCUCACCCUCCCGUCCUCGUUCACUUCGUCCUCGCAUGCGGCCACCUCCUUCGUCGACCGCAUCCUGCGCAUCGACGCCCUGCGCGGCGUGCGCUUCCUCACGGCGACGCGGCGCAUCGAGAGCGCGAGCGACGAGCUGCCGAGCCGGCGCGAGUGGCGGCACGAGGGACGGCCCCAGCCGUGUCGUCCGCUUCCGUGA
Molecule: messenger RNA, 1041 nt
Organism: Rhodotorula graminis WP1
Lineage: Eukaryota; Fungi; Basidiomycota; Microbotryomycetes; Sporidiobolales; Sporidiobolaceae
Exons: 3
Coding region: 1-1041 (346 amino acids)
Source: RefSeq, a predicted model, not a curated record